This is a messenger RNA of Fomitiporia mediterranea MF3/22, 1941 nucleotides long. RefSeq lists its product as uncharacterized. The record is from RefSeq and is a predicted model, not a curated record. Gene Ontology annotation, biological process: CAAX-box protein processing. Gene Ontology annotation, molecular function: metalloendopeptidase activity. The transcript is spliced from 6 exons. Lineage: Eukaryota; Fungi; Basidiomycota; Agaricomycetes; Hymenochaetales; Hymenochaetaceae. Gene Ontology annotation, cellular component: endoplasmic reticulum membrane. Bases 1 to 1941 code for a protein of 646 amino acids.
AUGGAUGACACAGAUAUAGAAUACAAACCCUUAGAAGCCGUGCAUGUCGGUGAGAUAAUCGUCGGUCCGACUCCAGGUCUCAAGACCGUAAUCGAGAAGAUCAGAUUCUUGUGGUCUGCCAUACCAGUAGGUCAUGACAGAGACACAUUUCAUAAACAGAUCGUGGUAGGCCGUGAUAACGCCCGGGGUCGCUUGAGAACAGUGAUGAUAACCAGCCUCGGGGAGACCGACAUCGGGACGUCUAUCUCAGAUAGGUACAACGACAUACCAGAUCAGAAGAAGCGAGAAAUCACAAGGGAAGAAUGGAUGAAAAACAUAAGAUACUUUGUACCUUUAGAACCAACAGAACUCGAAACCGAUCCUACACACAUGUAUGAGCAACCUCAAGCGAAGGUCCAGUACCAAAGGGGACACAACAAAUUGGAAUUUGCGCAUUGGGCAUUUAUCGCAAAGGAGUUCUCUGUUGCCCCGAUUAACUCGCAAGGUCCCAGCCAUGAAAAGCACGUUGAAGUGUAUGUGUUCAGACUGAAAGCGCGUCAUGCAACCUUGACCAGCCACGGCAAUGGGCAUACUGCACCCUCAGCUGAACGAACUGAGAAAGCAGGUUGCAUGGGUGUCUACCGAGCCAUUGAACUGGAAAGCAUACGCUCAGAUUUUCUCCUGGGGAGUCUAUCUUUUCGAGUCGUACCUCACGUUCUUAAUCCGAACCCUUCGCACUUUCCUCUCAUCCGACUGACUAUUCAAAAGCUGGCAGCGCAUAUUGACGCUGAGACAUUCAAAAAGUCACAGAGCUAUGGAAGCGACAAGGGAUCUUUCUCUGGUUUCGACCUUGCAGGCCGUACUAUCUCGCGUUUCGGGUAUGGCCCGGAUUACGAGAUCCGUAGUGUUCCUAUGCCGCACUACAUUUUAUUAACUUCUGUGUGGAUUCUCCAAUCGAACACGUUUGUCUUAGAAGAGAAGCACGCAUUCAACAAGGCAACGCCCAAGUUGUUUGUGACCGACCUGGUGAAGGGCUGGCUCCUCAUGCUCGCCAUCGGCGCACCCUUCCUGUCCGUACUUAUUCGCAUUUUGAAUGGGCAGGAGAUUGAUUCGUACCAUGGCUUAUGGGAUUCCUCCUUCGAUAGUCAUCCUUUACCCGACCGUCAUACAGCCUCUCUUUGCCAACCUAUCGCCUCUCAAGGAAGGAGACUUGCGCACUCGGAUCGAAGCUCUGGUCAUGUGGCUCAAAUUCCCGCUAAAGCACCUACACGAGACCGAUGUUCUAAACGUAGUUCACAGAGUAACCCAUAUUUCUUCGGACUGUCAUGGGUAUGCUCAUUUCCAACCUUUCUUGGCGAGUCGCUAAUUUAUGCUUCACACGGAGCAAACACAUCGUCAUCUUCGACACACUCAUCGCAGAAAGCACAUCCAAAUAAGUCGAAGCGGUCCUCGCACACGAACUAUGUAGGCCACUGGCUCUUUGCACACCCAACCAAACUCCUCUUCAUCUCUCAAUUCCACAUUUUCUCUAUCCCUGCCCUCUUCCCAGCCUUCUUACACGCCCCACCCGUGCUCCGCGCAUUCGACUUCCCUCAAACGGUUGCCGAGAUUCCCCCGUCGAUCGUCGCUUUCUUUUUGUUCCAGAUGAUCUUGACACCCGCGGAAGCUGUGAUUGGCGCGGUGAUGAAUGCUCUGUCUCGGCGUUUUGAGUGGCAAGCAGAUCGAUUUGCGCGCGAGCUUGCUCAACGGCUCAAGGAACCGAGCACGGAGGAUAUGGAUACGAGACUCAGACGUGCCCUUACUACGCUCCUUGUUAAGAAUCUGUCAACCAUCUGGGUCGAUUGGCUAUACUCUGCUUAUCGUCACUCUCACCCGACUCUAUUGGAACGGCUACGUGCUAUAAAUGCGUUCCAGGCGACAAAACUUGAUGCUGCAAACACGGCAGUGAAGAAAGAACUCUAG